CAGGUAGGAUCUGUAAUAUUUCAUAUAGACUGUGGCGUAAUGAAAAUGUAUGCAACUGCAUGUUGACACAAGAUGAAUCUUAUUGAAUUGUACUGCAUGACCUAAAAAAAAUGGUGUCUCCGUGUGUAUGAUGUUUUUGCGAGUGUAAGUCAGCACAAACAUUGCAAAAAAGUAAUUGAUCGAAGUAAAACGUGCUGAUAGUGAAAGGCCAGUUUGAAGUUUAACUGCUGAAUAACUUCUAUUAUUCUUUGAACUUUGGAGUGCAAUAACACUAUAAAGUGAAAUGUCUUUCCAUUUUUAUUUUGUUACUUAAUAAAGUGCAUGUGUACAUUCUUGAUGCUGGAGGUUGCUCUUGAAAUGUGUACCGAACAAUAACCUGACACUUCAAAUGUGCUGUAGUUUUAAAGAUGACAACCCAGCUUGGAUUGCAAGACAUUUUUAAACGAUAAGCUAAAGUUCAUGCUCGUGGCGGAUCUUUGUACUUGUCUGAACGCGAGCAAACUUGAUCGUUGCCCUCUCUUAUCUACAACGUGGUAAUACAGCCUGCAAAUGAAAGGAUUCUCAUUUAAUGUCAAGGACUCCCACGAUGAAGCAGAGCUCCGGCAGCCUGCGGGUGAAAUUACCUGCUUUUGUGUUUGCGGUGGAGGUGAUGAUUGUGGGUCUGUUCGCCACAUUUGUCACGUACGACGACCAAGCUGAUGCCAGAUUCCAAAACAACGAGACCAAACCCAUGGACAAUGCCGUGUACAGAGACUACCCUUUUUUCACAGACAUUCAGGUGAUGAUUUUCAUCGGUUUUGGAUGCCUGCUGGCAUUUUUCCGACUCUACGGCUUUGGGGGGAUGGUUUUUAAUUUUCUGGUGGCUACUUUUUCCAUCCAAUGGGCCAUUCUGGUGCAAGGAUACUUCCAGUUCAGCCAUGAUGGUCAAAUUUACCUUGGAGUGACCAAUCUCAUAAAUGCAGAAUUUGCCUGCGCUGUGGUGCUCAUCUCCUUCGGGGCAGUGUUGGGAAAGACAAGUCCGUUGCAGCUGCUGGUCAUGGCUCUGCUGGAGGUGCCAGUGUUUGCGGUCACAGAAUGGGCUGUGCUGAAGUACCUGAAGAUAAACGAUGCAGGGGGCUCCAUUCUCAUCCACCUCUUUGCUUGUUACUUUGGCUUAGGGGUCACUUUUGUGCUGUACAGACCUCGCCUGAAUGAAGGCAAUGCAAAGCAGAGCACCAGCUACCAGUCGGACAUCUUGUCUCUGAUGGGAACUUUGUUCCUCUGGGUCUUCUGGCCCUCCUUCAACUCAGCGUUAACGCUGAAAGGCGAUGACCAGCACAGGGCCAUCCUGCACACCUUUUUAGGCCUUUGUGCUUCCACUAUCACAGCGUUCGCUCUGUCUGCUUUAAUCAACAAAAAAGGCAAACUCAGCAUUGCAGACAUCCAGAACGUGACCCUGGCCGGAGGCGUGACAGUCGGUGCAUCCGUCGACAUGAUGAUUUCACCCGCAGCUGCGUAUUUCCUUGGUAUGCUGGGCUGUACCGCAUGCAUGCUGGGAUACAAAUACUUGAGCCCCUUCUUAGCCAAACGCUUCAGAAUUCAGGAUCAAUGCGGAAUACAUAACUUGCACGGCCUAACAGGACUUAUAUCUUGCACUGCAGGGAUUUAUGCCAUAAUGAUGGCGAGGGUGGAAGUGUAUGGUCCAAGUUUUUAUGAGAUCUUUAGCCACAGAGCCCCAGAAGAAGGAGACCCCAAGCUUCUUGAGCUCCAGGCAUUGAUACCUGGUUUGCAGCCGGGUUUAGGUCGGACUGCAGGAGAACAGGCUCUUUUCCAGGUAGCAGCUGUCAUCUCCACUAUUGGAGUGUCAGCUAUAGGGGGCAUGCUCACAGGUGUUGUCCUCAAAAUGCCUUUUCUGGCGUCACCCACUGAUGAUUUAUGUUUUGAUGAUCAGGUGUAUUUUGACCUGCCUCUGGAUCAUUAUUCACCACUGAAACUGACUCAAGACAUUGAUAAAGAGGAAACUGUUGCCUAACAUGACCAGCUUUCAAAGAUAAGAAAUAUUUGUAAUUAUUAAUAUGUAUGUAUAUGUACUAGGGGUGUGGGAAAAAAU
Messenger RNA from Entelurus aequoreus (snake pipefish), 2089 nucleotides. RefSeq names its product Rh50-like protein (gene rh50). Bases 569 to 2011 code for a protein of 480 amino acids. NCBI's taxonomy places the organism in Eukaryota, Metazoa, Chordata, Actinopteri, Syngnathiformes, Syngnathidae. Gene Ontology annotation, molecular function: ammonium channel activity. The record is from RefSeq and is a predicted model, not a curated record. Gene Ontology annotation, cellular component: plasma membrane. Gene Ontology annotation, biological process: ammonium homeostasis; ammonium transmembrane transport. The transcript has a single exon.